Messenger RNA from Syzygium oleosum, 1392 nucleotides. Its product is annotated as endonuclease 4-like. The transcript is spliced from 10 exons. The record is from RefSeq and is a predicted model, not a curated record. Lineage: Eukaryota; Viridiplantae; Streptophyta; Magnoliopsida; Myrtales; Myrtaceae. Gene Ontology annotation, molecular function: nucleic acid binding; endonuclease activity. Gene Ontology annotation, biological process: DNA catabolic process. Bases 157 to 1047 code for a protein of 296 amino acids.
AUUUUUUAUAUGUUUUUAAUCUUUUGGGAUUUUACCCCCUGUCCAAAUUGCAUCGAACGUUGAACAGCAGCUACACCGGAAACAGGCGAAGUCCCCCACCUCGAGAAUCCAUGAUUCUCUGAAGAAUAAGUUUCAAGAAUUGUGUUUUGGGAGGACAUGGGUGGAGAUGGGUUUCUUUCCCUUUGGAGGUUUGUCGUGCUUCUUCAGUUGAUCAGUGGUGUUCUUGGUUGGGGAAAGGAAGGUCACUAUGCAAUUUGCAGGAUAGCAGAGGAGUAUCUAACUGACGAUGCCAAGGCUGCAGUAAAACGGUUGCUUCCUGAUUAUGCUGGAGGCGAUCUUGCAUCUCUUUGCUCCUGGGCCGAUCAGAUUCGCUUCCACUAUCACUGGAGUGGUGCUUUGCACUAUGUUGACACACCAGAUUUCAAGUGUAACUAUGAAUACUGCAGAGAUUGCCAUGACUCUUCCGGGCACAAAGAUAUGUGCGUUACUGGGGCAAUCUACAAUUAUACAAGGCAACUCGAAUCAGCUGGCAACUCCUAUGCAAUAACAAAUUACAAUUUAACAGAAGCGCUUCUUUUCUUAUCACAUUUUGUUGGGGACAUCCAUCAGCCCCUCCACGUUGGUUUCACGGGAGAUUUAGGUGGAAAUACAAUAAUUGUUCGUUGGUACCGGAGGAAGACUAAUUUACACCAUGUGUGGGACAACAUGAUUAUUGAUUCCGCAUUGAAAACAUUCUAUCAGUCUGAUCUUUCUCAGAUGAUUCAAGCCAUUCAGAGAAAUAUCACGGAUGGCUGGUCCAAUGAUGUACCAUCUUGGGGAGAUUGUGCAGCUAACAAUACAGUUUGUCCUGAUCCUUACGCUUCUGAAAGCGUCAAGUUGGCAUGUAAAUACGCAUACAGGAAUGCCACGCCAGGAAGUACUCUAACAGACGACUACUUCCUCUCUAGGCUGCCCAUCGUGGAGAAGAGACUAGCUCAAGCUGGGGUCCGAUUGGCGGCGAUCCUCAACCGGGUUUUCGCUUCUUCAAAUCAAACUGCACUUGAAUGAAAGACGAUUGGAGUACACCAACUAUUUCUUAAGCUUACGGCGUGGGGACCAGAUAAUUCAGCUCAGCCACAUGGAUGAUCUACAAUGCCGAAUUGUCUACCUAUAUUCUCUUCUUCUGUCAUCCUUUAAAGGCAAAAAAUAAUUGCACACUCUGGCCACCUAAUCCUCUCACUCCUAUUUUAUAUGUUGAUUCUAUGUAUAUCCCAGAAUAUGCCCCAAUCUCUUGCAUCUCAUGUUAGUCAAACUUUUGGUUAAAGCAAAAAACAGUUACAAGUGCUAGCGUGCAAGCAAUGGAACCGUUCUCAUAAGUUGUGUAUGCACAUCUUAUUGUUGUUCUUUUGAUCA